AUAGUCCAUCUCGAAAUGUUGUCUAAAUUGGGUUGUCUGUUGUUUGUUCUCUCGUUUGGGAACAGCUUUUGUUUAAGCCAAGAUGAUCUGCCAGAGAUAGACACGCCUUUGGGCAGAGUUCGGGGAUAUUGGAAGACAUUAGAUAACAUAACUUAUGCUGCUUUUGAGGGAAUCCCGUACGCAAAACCACCAGUGGGCAAUCUGAGGUUCGAGGAACCUGAACCCAUAGAGGCUUGGUCAGAAACCUUGGAAGCAAACACUGUUCACACGUGCAUUCAAGCUACGUUUCGUUCAGGUGCAGAUGACUCAAUAUUUGGAGACGAAGAUUGUCUCUACAUGAACGUGUACGUCCCUGAAGAUUCCGUGAAGAACCCGAAAGUACUCAAUGUGAUAGUUUCAAUCCAUGGAGGUGCUUUUAUGGCGGGCAGUGGACUUAUCACUUUUAAUACGUUACUAGAGAAAGACGCUGUGCUUGUAUCUUUCAAUUACCGUCUUGGUAUUCUAGGAUUUCUAAGCACGGAAGACGAUGUCAUACCCGGCAACUACGGAAUGAAAGACCAAGUCUUGGCACUCAAGUGGGUCAGGGACAAUAUCGCUUCGUUCGGGGGAAACCCCGACACCGUCACCGUAGUCGGUAUAUCAGCGGGCGCAAUCAGCGUCCACCUCCACUAUUUCUCUCCACUCUCUAAAGGUUUAUUCGUCAAGGGGAUUUCGCAGAGUGGCUCGGUUCUAACACCGUUCGUGAUCAGGACGCCCCAGCACGCCUUGAAACGUGCCAAGAAGCUCGGCGGUUUACUGGGCUGUCCUGACACUUCCUCGGAAGAACUGAAGAGCUGUCUCAAAGAGAUACCAGCGCGAACGGUGACAAAUCAAAUGCAACAUUUCCUUACUUACGCCAAGGUGGCGCCACUAACGCCUUUUAGUCCGAUUGUGGAAAAAGCAUCACCAAACGCUUUCUUAGACGCAGAACCUUACCAGCUCUUGAAGGAAGGUAAAGUUCUUGAUGUGCCUUGGAUUACUUCCGUUGUUACUGGUGAGGGACUGGUUGUCACGGGAUAUUUAACGCCAAGCUUGGAAGAGAUAAACGAGAAGUGGUCAGAAGCAUUUCUCGAUCUGCUGGAUUUGAGUGACAGUCUAGAUGCAUCACAAAUGGAGACAGUGCCGAAGGAACUUUUGGACUACUAUUUGGGACCAGGAGAAGAGAUCAAUAAGAAGAACUUCAAAAAAUUUACGCAGAUUGUCUCGGACAGGUAUUUUGCUACCGGUGCAGAACUGUCAGCUAAGAUGCAAGCCAAUGUAAACAAAUCUCCUGUAUAUUUUUACAUAUUUAACUACACUCAGGGUGAAAAUACAAUGGAUGACUUAUAUCCCGAACGUUUAGAAGAAGGUACAGGUGUUUCACAUGGUGAGGACGCAGUCUACUUCUAUGGGAUGUUGCGUACAUAUCCGUUCUCAGAACAGGAUAAACGCUUGAUUACUGCUUGUCAUAACGUGUUGUACUCGUACGCCACCAGCGGCAUACCUUCUUUCGACGGGACAGACAUUUGGCAACCAACGGGAUCUGAAGAGCUGACUUUCUUGGUUGUCAAUGGACCAGAAGACAUGAAGAUGUACAAGACUGAAAAUUUGACUCCUGUCGACUUUUGGAGCAGGCUCGGACUCUUGGAAUAUGAAAAUGUUGUUGUAAAAAACGAACCGUAGUUUCCUCUCAGUAUCUUAUGUAUUUUAUGGACAAUUUUAAUUUAUUGUUAUGAAAUAUUAUAUUUAUAAAGCGUAUGCAAGAAAAAAAUAAAAAAA
Messenger RNA from Anoplophora glabripennis (Asian longhorned beetle), 1797 nucleotides. Its product is annotated as venom carboxylesterase-6-like. The record is from RefSeq and is a predicted model, not a curated record. NCBI's taxonomy places the organism in Eukaryota, Metazoa, Arthropoda, Insecta, Coleoptera, Cerambycidae. The coding region runs from base 16 to 1701 and encodes 561 amino acids. The transcript has 9 exons.